CGCGCCCUCUUCUCCACCUCUUCUCAAUUCUCAGUUUUGCAUCGUCCGUCUCCUCCUCGCCGUCCAUCUCCCUCUUCUCAGCCGUCCGUUUCACUCUUUAAUGAAAGGCAAACAAGAAAAAGAAAUGGCAAAAUGAAAGGCAAACAAGGAAAAGAAAAAACGAAGAUACUUUAAUGUCACUAAGCAAAAUGGCAAAAUGGCAAAAUUCCCAAAAUAUAUUUUUAGCUUUUAUUUAUGUACUUUUUUUUUCAUUGUACUAUUAUCUAAUUAUUUUUAUUUAUUACACUGUAAACAUCAGUCACCAUGACGGUGGAUACCGCCGAAACACCUGUGGAACCGGCGGCGUUCUUAGCAUCUCAAGAAGUUCUCUCGAUCACGCCUCGAAUCUUUCAAAAUAACGAUUCACACUUCCUUUUAUCCUGUUCAAUUUCCCCUAAUUCGUCUUUCUCCUGCCCCAAUCUAAUUCUAUUCGCUUUUACUUUCAUUUCAGACGAACAAUCGAAAAUAGAUUAGCGAAAUGGAGCUGGGAAUUGUUUGGCUUCUCAGAGCUGCUUGGUUUGCAGGAAUUUUGCCUAUAAUUAUAGCCUUCUUACCCUUCUCUAGACUGAAUUGGUUUCGUGCAAUUCUGUUGGGAUUUGCGAAGAGAGGGAAGAUCUUGCAAUCGUCUUCUCAAAAAUUCACUGUACCUCAAAAAUUCUUCUGCCACUUUUAUGUGUUGGCUGUUAUCUGGACAACCUUGUUGCUAGGAACAACUUGGACUUAUGCAUAUGUAUCAACCCCGGAAAUCUCAGAGCCGUUUAACUUUCCUGGCAUUACCAGCCAGUUGACUGGAGGUUCAAGUUUGUUUCCAUGGCAAAAAUCUCAUUCAUCUAGGAGGGAACAUGGAUUCCUGGUCUGGAAAGCGGUUUUUCUGCUUUUAUUAAUGGAAGUUCAAGUUUUGAGACGUCUUUAUGAAACAAUAUACGUUUUCAAUUAUAGUCCCUCGGCUCGGAUGCACAUCUUUGGAUAUUUAACUGGCUUGUUUUUCUAUACAGCAGCUCCUCUAUCACUUUGUAGCAGUUGUAUUCCAGAAGUGUAUCACUUCGCCGCAAGUGGGCUAGCUCAGUUUAUUGUUCAAGGAAAAAGGCCUAUGCCUGAUGUUGAAAUUAGCCCGUUGGAUGCUGUGAUUCCUCUAUCAUAUUUAGGGUGGCGUCAGUGGAUUGGUGCAGCUUUAUUCUUUUGGGGUUGGAUUCAUCAGCAACGUUGCCAUCAGAUUCUGGGCUCACUGCGGGUACGUAGAGAACAAUCUGAAGAAUAUAGAAUUCCUCAUGGUGAUUGGUUCGAAGUCGUGUCUUCUCCACACUAUCUUGCUGAGAUUGUUAUAUAUGGUGGACUUGUGGUUGCAAGUGGAGGAGAAGAUUUCACAAUCUGGCUACUUUUUGGAUUUGUGGUGGUAAAUUUGGCCUUUGCAGCAGCAGAGACUCAUAGGUGGUAUUUUCGUAAAUUUGAUAAUUAUCCUAGAAACCGAUUUGCUAUUAUACCAUAUGUAUAUUGAGAUAUGUGAUGUUUUCAAGAACCCUUGCCCAAGUACUUUGUGUGUGUGUCGUCGUAAUUAGGUUGCUUAUUUUGAAUUCUAUAAGGUAAUGACAAUGAUGCUGUAUAGAGUUGUAUGCAUUACACUGGAGUUGACAGCCCUCAUAUUUGAUAGGCCUGAAAGCUCUUUCAGUUAUUAACAAGUGAAGAAAUUGGUAAUUAGGUUCUCUAGCC
Messenger RNA from Cucumis sativus (cucumber), 1746 nucleotides. RefSeq names its product polyprenol reductase 2. The record is from RefSeq and is a predicted model, not a curated record. Bases 518 to 1534 code for a protein of 338 amino acids. Gene Ontology annotation, biological process: dolichol-linked oligosaccharide biosynthetic process; polyprenol catabolic process. Gene Ontology annotation, cellular component: endoplasmic reticulum. The transcript is spliced from 6 exons. Gene Ontology annotation, molecular function: 3-oxo-5-alpha-steroid 4-dehydrogenase activity. NCBI's taxonomy places the organism in Eukaryota, Viridiplantae, Streptophyta, Magnoliopsida, Cucurbitales, Cucurbitaceae.